Castor canadensis (American beaver) is the source of this 5267-nucleotide messenger RNA. The record is from RefSeq and is a predicted model, not a curated record. Lineage: Eukaryota; Metazoa; Chordata; Mammalia; Rodentia; Castoridae.
UAUGGGUUAGCAGGAGAAUGGGCUUGCAUGGCUUUUGUGUGUCCUUAUGCUCAGAUUCAAGAUUCCCACACAAAGACUGCAUGGGAUGGCUGUGAAGUGCUGGUAGCCUUAGUUACAGGGUUUCUUUGUGUUUGUCCUAGACUGCCUUUUCAAGGUGUGCCCUAUGAAUCGUUAUUCUGCCCAGAAGCAGUAUUGGAAAGCCAAACAAGCCAAACAAGGGAACCACACAGAGGCCGCCUUGCUGAAGAAGCUGCAGCAUGCUGCAGAACUGGAGCAGAAACAAAAUGAAUCAGAGAAUAAGAAGCUGUUGGGGGAAAUUGUGAAAUACAGUAAUGUUAUACAACUGCUGCAUAUAAAAAGCAACAAAUACCUUACUGUAAACAAGAGGUUGCCUGCUUUACUGGAGAAGAAUGCCAUGCGUGUGUCUUUGGAUGCUGCAGGAAAUGAAGGGUCUUGGUUUUAUAUUCAUCCCUUCUGGAAGCUGAGAAGUGAGGGUGACAAUAUUGUCGUGGGAGAUAAAGUGGUUCUGAUGCCUGUGAAUGCAGGGCAGCCUCUCCAUGCCAGCAACAUAGAGCUCCUGGACAACCCAGGCUGUAAGGAGGUGAAUGCUGUUAAUUGCAACACUAGCUGGAAAAUCACUUUGUUCAUGAAAUUUAGUUCCUAUCGAGAGGAUGUAUUGAAAGGAGGUGAUGUUGUUAGACUGUUUCAUGCAGAACAAGAGAAGUUUCUGACUUGUGACGAAUAUGAGAAAAAACAGCACAUCUUCCUUCGUACAACCCUGCGUCAGUCAGCAACGUCUGCUACCAGCUCUAAGGCUCUCUGGGAAGUAGAGGUGGUUCAUCAUGACCCAUGCCGUGGGGGUGCAGGACAAUGGAACAGCUUGUUCAGAUUUAAGCAUCUUGCAACUGGGAACUAUCUAGCUGCAGAGCUUAAUCCUGAUUAUCGAGAUGCCCAAAAUGAAGGAAAAAAUGUGAGAGAUGGAGACCUUCCAACAUCAAGGAAGCGAAGGCAGGCUGGGGAGAAGAUCAUGUUCACUCUGGUCUCUGUCCCACAUGGAAACGACAUUGCCACCCUUUUUGAGCUGGAUGCCACCACUCUUCAGAGAGCUGACUGCCUGGUACCAAGGAACUCCUAUGUUCGGUUAAGGCAUUUAUGCACCAACACGUGGGUAACCAGCACUAGCAUUCCUAUAGACACAGAUGAAGAGAGGCCUGUUAUGUUAAAGAUUGGAACCUGCCAAACUAAAGAAGACAAGGAAGCAUUUGCCAUUGUGUCUGUCCCACUGUCUGAGGUCCGAGACUUAGACUUCGCCAACGAUGCAAACAAAGUGCUAGCGACCACAGUUAAAAAGCUGGAAAAUGGCUCGAUAACUCAGAAUGAAAGGAGGUUUGUAACAAAAUUGUUGGAAGACCUCAUCUUCUUUGUUGCUGAUGUGCCUAAUAAUGGUCAAGAGGUUCUGGAUGUGGUUGUCACCAGGCCCAACAGGGAGCGCCAGAAACUAAUGAGGGAACAGAACAUAUUGGCACAGGUAUUUGGCAUUCUGAAAGCACCCUUCAAGGAGAAAGCUGGAGAAGGCUCAAUGCUGAGGCUCGAAGACCUGGGGGACCAGCGCUAUGCACCCUAUAAGUACAUGCUGCGGCUGUGCUACCGUGUCCUGCGGCACUCUCAGCAGGACUACCGCAAAAACCAGGAGUACAUCGCUAAGAAUUUCUGUAUUAUGCAGUCCCAGAUUGGGUAUGAUAUCUUGGCAGAAGACACCAUCACAGCUUUGUUGCACAAUAACAGAAAACUCCUAGAGAAACACAUCACAGCAAAGGAAAUAGAGACGUUUGUCAGCCUGCUCAGGAGAAAUCGGGAGCCAAGGUUUUUGGAUUAUUUGUCAGAUCUGUGCGUGUCUAACACCACUGCUAUCCCAGUCACACAAGAACUCAUCUGUAAAUUUAUGUUGAGUCCUGGCAAUGCUGACAUUCUCAUUCAAACCAAGCUGGUCUCAAUGCAAGUGGACAACCCCAUGGAGAGUGUCAUCCUUUCUGAUGACAUUGACGAUGAGGAAGUUUGGCUCUACUGGAUUGACAGCAACAAGGAACCUCACGGCAAAGCCAUCAGGCACCUAGCUCAGGAAGCAAAGGAAGGCACCAAAGCUGACUUAGAAGUUCUUACCUAUUACAGGUACCAGCUAAACCUCUUUGCAAGAAUGUGCUUGGAUCGGCAGUAUCUGGCCAUCAACCAGAUUUCUACCCAGCUGUCUGUGGAUCUGAUCCUGCGGUGUGUGUCUGACGAGAGCCUGCCCUUUGACCUCAGGGCGUCCUUUUGUCGCCUUAUGCUCCACAUGCAUGUUGACCGUGAUCCCCAGGAGUCGGUGGUUCCUGUUCGCUAUGCUCGGCUCUGGACGGAAAUCCCCACAAAGAUCACCAUUCAUGAAUACGAUUCUAUCACAGACUCUUCCCGAAAUGAUAUGAAGAGGAAGUUUGCACUGACGAUGGAAUUCGUUGAGGAGUACUUGAAAGAAGUUGUCAAUCAGCCCUUUCCUUUUGGGGACAAAGAAAAAAAUAAACUCACAUUUGAGGUGGUUCACCUGGCUCGGAAUCUUAUUUACUUUGGAUUUUACAGUUUCAGUGAGUUAUUAAGGCUGACAAGAACUCUUCUGGCCAUCCUAGAUAUUGUCCAGGUCCCCAUGUCAUCAUAUUUUGAGAGAUUAAGCAAAUUUCAGGAAGGAGGAAACAACGUCAUGAGGACCAUCCAUGGGGUGGGGGAGAUGAUGACGCAGAUGGUGCUGAGCAGAGGCUCUGUCUUCCCCGUGAGUGUGCCUGAUGCGCAGCCCAGCAUCCACCCCAGCAAGACCGCCAGCCCCACCGAGCACGAAGACGUGACCGUGAUGGACACCAAACUGAAGAUCAUCGAGAUUCUGCAGUUCAUCCUGAGUGUCAGACUGGACUAUAGGAUCUCGUAUAUGUUGUCGAUAUACAAGAAGGAGUUUGGAGAGGAUAGUGCUGACACAUCUGUCAACGGCUCUCCAGAUUCUUUGCUACCAUCAGCCAUUGUUCCUGACAUAGAUGAAAUCGCAGCUCAAGCAGAAACCAUGUUUGCGGGAAGAAAGGAAAAAAACCCAGUCCAGCUGGAUGAUGAAGGAGGCAGGACCUUCCUGCGAGUCCUCAUUCACUUAAUCAUGCAUGACUACGCCCCUCUGCUGUCGGGAGCCCUGCAGCUCCUGUUCAAACACUUCAGUCAGAGAGCCGAGGUUUUACAAGCAUUUAAACAGGUGCAGUUACUGGUGUCCAAUCAAGACGUAGACAAUUACAAGCAAAUCAAGGCGGAUCUAGACCAGCUCCGACUAACUGUCGAAAAAUCCGAGUUGUGGGUGGAGAAAAGCAGCAGCUAUGAGAAUGGAGAGAUGGGUGAAAGCCAGGUGAAAGGUGGUGAUGAGCCAAGUGAGGAAUCAAACAUGUUAAGUCCAGUGCAAGAUGGAGCAAAGACACCACAGAUUGACAGCAAUAAAAGCAAUAACUACCGGAUUGUAAAGGAGAUUUUGAUUAGGCUAAGUAAACUCUGUGUGCAGAAUAAAAAGUGUCGGAACCAACAUCAGCGCCUGCUGAAGAACAUGGGGGCUCAUUCGGUGGUUCUGGAUCUUCUGCAGAUACCCUACGAGAAGAAUGAUGAGAAAAUGAAUGAAGUGAUGAAUCUAGCCCACACGUUCCUGCAGAAUUUCUGUCGGGGAAAUCCACAGAAUCAAGUUCUUCUUCAUAAACAUCUGAAUUUGUUUUUAACUCCUGGUCUCCUUGAGGCAGAGACCAUGCGGCAUAUCUUCAUGAACAACUUCCACCUGUGCAAUGAGAUCAGCGACAGGGUUGUGCAGCACUUCGUGCACUGCAUCGAGACACAUGGCCGCCACGUGCAGUACCUGCGGUUUUUGCAAACAAUCGUAAAAGCAGAUGGCAAAUACGUCAAGAAAUGCCAGGAUAUGGUCAUGACAGAGUUGAUAAAUGGGGGUGAAGACGUGCUGAUAUUUUACAAUGACAGAGCAUCAUUUCCAAUCCUUCUCCAUAUGAUGUGUUCAGAGAGAGCCCGAGGGGAUGAGUGUGGCCCCUUGGCCUACCACAUAACCCUCGUGGAGUUGCUGGCUGCAUGCACAGAGGGCAAAAAUGUCUACACUGAAAUCAAAUGUAAUUCCCUUCUGCCCCUGGACGACAUCGUGAGGGUGGUGACCCACGAUGACUGCAUUCCUGAGGUGAAGAUUGCUUACGUGAACUUUGUUAAUCACUGCUACGUUGACACAGAGGUAGAGAUGAAGGAAAUCUACACAAGUCAUCACAUUUGGAAGCUGUUUGAAAGCUUCUUGGUGGAUAUGGCAAGGGUUUGCAACACUACUACAGACAGGAAACACGCAGACAUCUUCCUGGAGAAGUGUGUCACUGAGUCAGUCAUGAACAUUGUGAGCGGCUUCUUCAACUCACCCUUUUCAGACAACAGUACCAGUCUCCAGACACAUCAGCCAGUUUUCAUCCAGCUGCUGCAGUCUGCCUUCAGAAUUUACAACUGCACCUGGCCGAACCCCGCACAGAAGGCCUCAGUGGAGUCUUGUAUCAGAACCUUGGCAGAAGUGGCAAAAAAUCGUGGAAUUGCCAUUCCAGUGGAUUUGGAUAGCCAAGUCAAUACCCUUUUCAUGAAGAGCCAUUCGAAUAUGGUGCAGAGGGCUGCCAUGGGUUGGAGACUCUCGGCUCGCUCUGGACCUCGAUUUAAGGAAGCUCUUGGAGGGCCUGCUUGGGAUUAUAGAAAUAUUAUUGAAAAGUUACAGGAUGUCGUGGCCUCUUUGGAGCAGCAGUUCAGCCCGAUGAUGCAAGCUGAGUUCUCAGUGCUGGUUGAUGUAUUGUACAGUCCGGAACUGCUGUUCCCCGAGGGAAGCGACGCGAGAAUAAGAUGUGGUGCUUUCAUGUCCAAGUUGAUUAAUCAUACAAAGAAACUAAUGGAGAAAGAAGAAAAACUGUGCAUUAAAAUUCUUCAGACCUUACGAGAAAUGCUAGAGAAGAAAGACAGCUUUGUGGAAGAGGUAUUUUUUAACUUCUAGUAUUUGAAAAUAGAGAUAAAACUCGUAUUUGGAAAUAAGAUUUCCAGAAUGCUGUGACGGUGUAUUGCCAUAGGCUAUUAUACGAUCACUUGCAUCAUACAUUAAUGGUGCAUGUGCUUAAAUGAGUCAGAUAAUUUGAGUUUUGUGGUAUUCAUCUGUCAAGUCUUAUACAUGCUAGAUAAGUGCUGUACUACUGACACAUUCC